CUGCAUUCCUUCCUCCAUUAUUUCUCCACCCCUUUCCCCCCUCUCUCUCUCUCUCUCUCCUCCUCCCUCUCUCUAAAAGACUGGAUACAGAACAAUAGGAAAACAAAUAGGGAGAGGAAGAAAGAAGAACACCUACCAAGCAAGACUUGGUUUUUGAGCACCUCAUGGGCUGUGGAAUUGUCCCCAGGAAUCCCCUUUGGGUUUGACGAGAUUCAUACAGAGAAAUAGUUCUUGAUUUUUCCCCUUUUUUUGCUCAAAAAUUUACCUGUACAGGAGAACUGCUUGUUUCUGCUUUGUUUUUCCGUGUUUGUUUUGUUUGGAUUUUCCUCCGGUCCGUUCUUCUUCACCUGUGGGGAGGUGAGGAGCAAAGGGAAUCAUGGGGAAGCAAGGACCCUGCCGUCAUUGCGGAGUCACAAGUACUCCCCUUUGGCGAAAUGGGCCACCAGAUAAGCCGGUGCUCUGCAAUGCAUGUGGCUCAAGAUGGAGAACAAAGGGGUCAUUGGCAAACUACACUCCAAUGCAUCGCAAGGAUUAUAUUGAUGACAAUGAACCUAGAGUUAGCAAGCUGAAGCCACCAACAUCAAAGUCGAAGUCACAGAAGAAAAAACCAAAUCACAUCAUAAUGGAUAAUGGGCCAUUUUCUUGUCAGAAUUUCCAAAAGAUGGGGGAUGCUGACCCAAGCAAUCGGUCUAGUUCAGGAUCUGCAGUGUCAUACUCUGAGAGUUGCGGCCCAUAUGGUGCUGCUGAUGCAAGUGAAAUGACUGGUUCAGCACAAUCACAUGCUUGGGAGUUCCUAGUUCCAUCAAGAAAGAGGAGCUGUGUUACUCGUCCAAAGCCGUCGCCUGUAGAAAUGCUUGCAAAAGAUCUUAGCUCCAUCAUGCAUGAAGAGCAGCUAUAUUACCUUUCAGGAUCCUCAGAGGAAGACCUACUAUACCAUAGUGAAACUCCUGUUGGGUCCUUUGAGAUAGGCUCUGGAAGUGUGCUUCUAAGACAUCCGAACUCGAAAUCACCAGAGGAAGAAUCAGAAGCAAGCUCCAUUCCUGCAGAUAAUAAAUCAUACAUUACAAGCGAAUCCUAUUCUGGGUCUGCCUCAUUUGUUGUUCACAGUGGAAACAGGGCAAUCAACUUAAAUCCUGCAACUGCGAGGCUAAAGAGGUCACCGCUGCAUAUUGAAGAUAAUGCUAGAAGGGAUAAACUUCCUUAUGAAAAUAAGCAUAUCCUGGAGAGUAUUGAUUCACCUUUAGUUUCAGUAGAUUUAGAGGAUGUUGUCAACUACUCUAACUUUGUGAAAUAUCUAACUAAAGAAGACCAACAACAGUUGUUCAAACUUCUUUCUCCUGCAGAAUCCUCAACUCCUGACAGCAGCGUUAGAAGCAUGUUCGAUUCUAUCCAGUUUUCUGAUGCUAUAGAUAGCUACCAAAUGCUUCUUGGAGAGGGAAUUCUUGAUCCGUCUUUCUCUGGUGAUGAGGGAUGGAAUACAGUGAAGAUGCUUGCCUUAACUAAUUUAACAAGAUGCAAAUGGCUGGAGUGCUAUAAACAGCAAAAGGAAAAGGAGAUUAAGGCAAUUGGAGGAGUGGAGAAUAUCAGUGGAUCAAAAGGCUCUACCAAGUUCACUAUGAAACCGCUCAAAAGAUCCCGUGACACCCACAUUCAGAGUGAAACAGAACUAGAGGGUACCAUGAGGACUCCUAAAAGAGUUUUAAAGUCUGGGGAUUUGGCUUCUCAAUUUAAGAGCUCAUCUAUGCUAAAAUCUGGCUAUGCCACCAAAGGUUCAACCUGCACUGGAGGAGCACUUAGCUUAUUUAUGCUACCCCCAGAAAAGUUAUCCUUGUUGGUCCCUCCACAGUAUGGCAAUGGUGACUCUGAUCAAGACUUGCUGCUGGACAUUCCUCUAAAUGCACGGCACGCGGAAGCAGAACUUCUUUGUCAACCAUCUCAGCUGAGUUCAAUAACUCACAGCUCCACCUCCGUGGAUGGGGUUGCUGGAGGGGAGGGGUGUCUCAAGCAACCAUAUUUGAUCUUGCAUGGCCUCUUGACUCUCAGAGCCAAGACAAUGCUUGAUGAUGAUAGUGUUGCCUCCGGCUCGCCCACUCUUAUCCCCUUCCUUCAUCCGCACCGGAAGCCGCCCUCCUCCUCGCCGUUCACCAUGCUGCUCCACCUCGUCACCUCCUCCUCACCCAUAACCCCGGCACGCCCCUCGACGCAGAGGCGUCCGUGCGUUUCCGCGGCGGCGGUGGCGGUGACGGUGAGGUGCGCGGCCUCCUCCUCGAGCACCCCGUCGUCUUCUGCAUCGGAGGCGGCUGCUGCUGGGCAGCAGGUGGCGAAGGUGCACAGCUACGGGACGGUGGACUACGAGCGUCGCGCUCCUCUGCGGUGGGGUACCCUGUACCGUCGCAUCGCGGUGGGGCACGGUGGGCGGCCGGUGGGGCGCACGCUGGGGGCGUGGGACGAGGGGGAGCGCCGCCUCGACAAAUGGGAGCUCUGCCGCAUCGCCAAGGAGCUCCGCAAGUUCAGGAGGUUCAACCUCGCGCUCCAGGUUUACGAUUGGAUGACAGAGCGCAGAGAUAGAUUUCCGCUCUCAUCAAGUGAUAUGGCAAUCCAGUUGGAUCUGAUUGCUAAAGUGCGUGGUGUUUCACAUGCUGAGAAAUAUUUUGAGGAGCUCCCUGAUCCCCUGAAGGACAAGCGGACUUAUGGUUCCCUUCUAAAUGUUUACGCCCAAGCUAUGAUGAAAGAUAAAACAGAAGACACGUUUGAGAAAAUGAGGAAAAAAGGAUUUGCAUCUGACACAUUACCUUGUAAUGUGCUGAUGAAUUUCUAUGUUGAUGUUGGAGAGCCUGAUGAAGUGUCAGCAAUUAUUGAUGAGAUGAAGGAAAGAAAUGUUUCCUUUGAUGUGUGCACUUACAACAUUUGGAUAAAGAGCUGUGCAGCUAAACAAGAUGCUGAUGAAAUGGAGCGAGUCUUUAGCCAGAUGAUUGCUGAUGAGUCUGUUAUUGCCAAUUGGACUACUUAUACUACACUGGCUAGCAUGUAUAUUAAGCUUGGGAACUCUGAGAAGGCAGAAGAAUGCUUGAAAGGAGCUGAAAAGAGAACAACAGGUCGGGACAAAAAGUGUUUUCACUAUCUCAUCACACUCUAUAGCCAUCUUGGCAAGAAGGAAGAAGUUUACCGUAUUUGGAACUGGUAUAAGGCAACUUUUCCUACAAUUCAUAACCUGGGUUACCAAGAGGUACUAUCUGCCCUUGUAAGGAUAGGAGAUAUUGAGGGAGCUGAGCUUCUAUACGAGGAAUGGGCGUCCAAAAGCUCUAGUUUCGAUCCUAAGACUAUGAACAUUUUACUGGCAUGGUAUGCUAGAGAAGGUUUGAUUACCAAGGCUGAACAAAUUGUGAACCAAUUUGUUGAAAAAGGUGGAAACCCCAAGCCAAACACCUGGGAAAUCCUUGCCACAGCCUACCUGAAGGAUAAUAAAAUAUCUGAAGCUCUGUCAUGCAUGGAGAAAGCCACGGCAGUUAAAAGUGCAAGUAAAUGGAAACCAAGACCCACUAAUGUUGAGAGUCUCCUAGCAAGUUUCAAGGAGAAGAAUGACACAGAGGGUGCAGAUAGGUUAGUGAGUGUACUUACAAGUAGAGGAUGUGCUGAGGACGAAGAAUACAAGUCACUGAUUAACACCUAUGCUUUUGCGGGCACAUAAUGGUGGAAGCAAGAGUGAUGAUAUUAUGAGUACACACAUUGAACGAUCGCAUUACUUGCCUGAAAUGUUUUCUAAAAAUGCGUGCUUAACUGGUACAGCUAUGUUAAUUCCAGUGGGGUUACAUCAUUUGAUCAGAUGUUUCGCUAGACAAAUCAGACAACAAGGUAAAUUGAUCCCUGGCACAGUUAGAAAUUCUAAAAUCACGAACAGGGGGCCAAAUAGGUGGCUUCUUUGUACUUUCGAAAUGUAUAUUUACAUUAUUUUUACUUUUUCAAAAAGAACAUUAUUUUUUAGGAUUAAUCAAGCCUUAUUUUUUAGGAUUAAUCAAGCUUUCUUGGUGCAA
Messenger RNA from Setaria italica (foxtail millet), 4031 nucleotides. RefSeq lists its product as uncharacterized. Gene Ontology annotation, molecular function: sequence-specific DNA binding; zinc ion binding; protein binding. Bases 377 to 3688 code for a protein of 1103 amino acids. NCBI's taxonomy places the organism in Eukaryota, Viridiplantae, Streptophyta, Magnoliopsida, Poales, Poaceae. The transcript is spliced from 12 exons. The record is from RefSeq and is a predicted model, not a curated record. Gene Ontology annotation, cellular component: mitochondrion. Gene Ontology annotation, biological process: regulation of DNA-templated transcription.